AUGUGAUUGGUUUCGUACCUUGGCAACAAUCCGCCAUGUUUUGUCCUAUUAGCCGACGAGGUAUGAUGCUACUUUUUUUUAGCUUUUGCGGGCGUUAGUUCUGCUUAAAUUCCUCCUGAAACAUGAAGCAAAAAGAACUUGCAGCUCUGCCUAGCGUGGACGCAAAGCCCGCUCCGUCUGGUGACUUUUAGAGCAGUUUCUGCAGCUACGGGAAAGAGGAGAUCACUGGAAAACAUGGACAGUGAGGAAAUAUUCAAGGUUGUGAAGGUGAGUGAAGAAGUGGAGAGUGUCUGCACCCAAACUGCAACAAGCCUAAAAAAGAAGAGGAGCAAAUCUCAAGAAAACCAUCCUGAGAAACCCAAAAAGCCACGUUCUGCCUACCUGCUGUACUACUUUGAUGUUCAUCAGACUAUGCAAACUGCAACCCCAAAUAUGCCACAGUCAGAGGUCAACAAGAGGAUCAGCGAGAGCUGGAGAAGACUCAGUGUGGCUGAGAAAAGACACUAUCUGGAGAGAGCCAAGUUAGAGAAGGAGGGGAUGGAAACAUCGUCUCUUGGCUCUUCCAAACAACUGACGGGCUUCCGCAAAAUCUUACCCAGGGCCAACUGCUUUCUCUUGCCUAAAGGCAGUUUCUUAAGUCAUCAUCCUGGAGGCUUUCGACCUGAGGUGAACAUCAGCCCUCUAGACUCAUCCUUAGAAGGAGGUCUGCACUCAGUCUCCCUUCCCCUGGAGACCCAGCUCACGCCUGUAGGGUUGGCUGCUGAUGCAGAACUUCCAGAGCGCCACGUUGUUGCUGAUGUGGAAGAAGUGGAGGCAACUCCUUCUGUGUACCUCCAGAGAAUUUCAGCCCCCUCUUUAUCCCAAACCACAGCCUGCUCCAACUCUUGUGUUUCACAAGGUGCUGCAGACGUUACAGAGAACGGCGUCGCGCUGAAAAGUAGCUUGACACGAGCUCCCAGCAGCAGUUGCAACGGAGCGAUGGUGCGGCAAACUACACAGGUGGUAACCAUCUUACCCACACAGAACCUGCUGAAGGCUCAGUCUGUAGCAGCUGUUGGUUCCUUACAUCCCGUCAUGAUGAUCUCAUUAGGAGCCAAAACACAGCAAGCCACUUAUCCCUCAUAUAAAAUGUCUUUGAAUACGUACACACGGAGAGGUCAUGGGAGGUGUCACCACCCUGGCUGUUCAUUCUCAUACAUCACCCGUCACAAGCCAUCCACGUGUCCCGAGUGUGGGAGCCACUUGGGGGGGAAAUGGGUUCCUGCUGAAAAACAGACUUCGGCUUCCAAGUCGCUGUCGGGGACAACGGCAAAGGAGGAAAACGAAAGCUGUGAAGUCACCUCGCCACCUGCUGAGAGGCGACGAGCUGAUGUCAGUAAAACAAACACAGAUCGGAGCAAAAAGGAGGGCAGAGAUGAGCAGUCGAACAAGCGCCCUGCAGCACCAGCUGAGACACCACUAGGGGGCAGCAGCACGACACCACGUUCCCAGACUAAACGAGUGAAAAACAAGCCUAAAGUGGCCAGAAUUCAGAAGAGCAAGAGGACGAUGAGACCCAUCCUUCCUGCUCUCUACAACACAGGCGGUGCCUUUAUUCAGAUCCUAACUGUCCCACCAUACAAAGGAAAAGUCCCAGGUGUCGUCAGCAACAAGUAUUCCACUGUGCCUCAGGAGAGUUUCUCAGGCCUCAAACCCAGCACUUUAAAGCAGCUUGGUCAGACGGUCACCACAGCCACAACCAUCCAGGACACUCCUGCCCCAGCAGCCAGAUACGAGCACGUGUCUUCAGUGACUGAUGAAAGAGUCAGCGUGGUGACGGUCGGGCCUCAUAAACAGCAAACCGCUCCCAGCUUUCACCAGGAUUUGGGGCUGUCCACAGGACGGGGCAGGGGUCACUGCAAGAACCCAUCUUGUGAUUAUAUUUAUAAGAACAGACACAAACCUGCUGUGUGUCCCAAAUGUGGCAGCGACCUGACUCAAAAGAACACCAAACCUGCAAAGUCUGAGACUUUGUUGGACCCACAUCAGGAGCUGAGUCCCGCUCAGAGGGACAUCCAACGCCAAAGUACUGUGCAGCUACUUCGCAGCACUCUGCAGUAUCCUGAGAGUGAGGCUGAUCUUCAGGAAACCCUGACCUUCAUCCAGGAGCUGAACAGUUUUAAGCUUAUCAUGGUGCAGGCGGGCAAUGAGGAGCAGGAGACAGAUGCUAAAACGGAGGCGCUGGUUGAGUCUGGGUGGCCUCGCAGCUACGAGUCAGCAGCUACUCACUGUGGUCUGUGUAACCACCCUCUCUUCAAAGGGGAGCGUGGGACUGUAGCGGGACAAGAGGACGUCUGGCUGCUCACUGAGACGUUGAUGCAAACAGCGACCCUGCAGCUCAAAACCUGUCUGAAUGUUCAGUGUUUGGCUCUGCACAGUUUCACCGACCUGCAUCCAGGUUUGUUCAACAUUGGGAACAAGCUGCUGGUGAGCAUUGACUUGUUCCUGAAGGUCAGGGCCAACAUCAAACUGGGCCAGUCGCCGUCUCACGCUGUCAGCACUGUCCUCCAUCAUAUCCCGAGUCAUCCGGUCCACACUCUGAGUCCAGAGGAAUCGUCUCAAGUUCGGGAGCUUCUCCUGACCGGAUACUGGGCCUUCGAGAGCGUGACAGUCCGAGAUUACAACGACAUGAUCUGUGGUUUCUGUGGUAUCGCUCCAAAGCUCGAGAUCGCACAGAGAUGCACAAACAACGUCCUGGAGCUGAAGAACGUGGAGUUCACCUGGCCCGAGAGUUCAAUCUCAGAUGAAGUGCACGUGGAUGACUUCUGGGUCACCAUGGAGACUGAAGCUAUCGAGCAGGCAGCUUUCCCUGCAGACAUCCCCAUCACCCGAGUCGAUGCUUCCAUCAUCGCCCCCUUUGCACCCCCUUUGAUGAGGAGUCCAACUGUCAUCAACACAGAGAAGGACAAGGUUCUGCCACAAAUAAAGGAGCCCUCAGGAGAUCCGUCUGUUUUAGUUCGUCUGAUUCAUGAUGGCCUGCUGAGACUCGACAAGCUGGAGGAAAACAACGAGGAAGAGCUGAGAACCGUCCUGACCCGCUGUGGGGUGAACAUCCCUCCAGACUCCAGCAAGAACGAGCUGCUGGCCUCUCUGCUCCACCUGUACACACACACUUACAGUGGCCUCCCCACGGCCCCACAGCCUCCUGAACACCUGACUGCUGGUAAACUGUCCAAAGUCUGCCCCCACCAGGUGGUGUGUUCCUCUAAGUAUCUAGUUAGAGGAGAGACGGCUCGAGACCAUGUUGACCUGCUGCUGUCCUCGCGUUACUGGCCUCCCGUCUACGUUAGUGACUGUCCCCGUCAGGUGGCUCUUUGUGUGGACCUCCAGUAUCCAGAGCUGGCCAUCCAGAUGUGGGGCAGGAACCAAGGCUGCUUCUCCGAUCCGUUUGAGGAGCCAGGGUUUGUGUUGUGUUCUGAGCUACAGGACCAGCCGUACAGCGCUGACCUGUCUCUGGUGGCAGAAAACCAGCAGAUUCACCCUGUCACCAAAUCACUGUCGUGUUGGCUGGUUCAUCCUCCUGGAGUCUCCCCGGGGCCUCCUGCUUCAGAGCACCACUCCAUGGCCCUCUGCAGCGACCUGGAGCCCUACUGUGCUCUGGCAGCAGAGCUGCUCUCAGAGAAGGAAGAGGAGGAUCGGACAGAGGGACGACUGAAAGAACAGACGGAUGCACCAGAGAACGACUUCAAAGACAAACCAGAGGACUGUUCAUCAAAAGGACAACCCAUCAUCUUCACUAAUGCAGCUUAUUACUACCUACACAACCGGCUGGUAGAUUUCCUCACCAGCAGAGAGCUGGUGAACCAGCAGAUCAGCCAGGUGGUGAAGACCUGCCAGCCUGGGGAGGUGGUGAUCAGAGAUGCUCUGUACAGACUGGGGGUGGCACACAUCAACACAGAGUGAGAGGGUGACUGUGUGAAAUAAGAAGAGUCCAAAGACGAGCAACAAUAAAAGACUGCGAGACGAGAUGCAAAUGCUAACACCUACCUUCCUGUUAGUGAAGAAGAGCUGGAACACUGAACACACACCUGUGGAUGAUGCCAAGCAGCGUUGAUUACUGCUGAGAAACGAGUCAUUUUUAUGUUUAAUAACUAAUAUUUAGACUUCCAUAAGGGUACAUCUGUCACAAGUGGCUAUGAUAAAAGCAUCCGCUAAUUACAUAAACAUUCAAGGUAAGGCAGACUGAAUGUCAAACUGUAGUAAAUGAUGACUGUGAAUUUUUUUUGUUGGAUUUUCUCAAAUCUUUAAAUCACAUCUAACCUUAUUUAUUAUCUGUUAAAACAUGUUUUCAACGUUUACCUCUGAGAUGCCUUUUGGACUGAAGUGAGCUGUUUUCAAAGGGAUGAAUUUGUUCAUUAAACUAAGUCCUGAGAUGGUGA
Messenger RNA from Nothobranchius furzeri (turquoise killifish), 4418 nucleotides. RefSeq names its product HMG box domain containing 3 (gene hmgxb3). NCBI's taxonomy places the organism in Eukaryota, Metazoa, Chordata, Actinopteri, Cyprinodontiformes, Nothobranchiidae. The record is from RefSeq and is a predicted model, not a curated record.